CUGACGAAUGUGUGAACACUGCAGCCAGCCAUCACACACACACACACACACACAUGAAUGUCUCCGUGUGCGAGGUGAGUAUGUGUGUCUCUCUCUCUGACUGACGGUUGGUUUGAACUUGACGAUGUCGGCUGCUUAGAAGAGGACGAACGGGAUAUAAGGUGUAGGCAGCGAUGGUCCGACUUGCGGGGACAGCCGAGUGAGCCCCCAACGACACCGUGCACACACACACAGGGGAGACACACACACACAGGGGUCCAUCCACGCGCAGCACACUGCGGGGGCAACGCGGGGCAGGACUGCUGCAUGGCGUGGCGGCACAAAGUCAUCACCCUCUCCGUCAACUCGGGCCCGCAACCGAUGGCCUGCAGCGUCUCGCGCAGCUGCGUGCACGCCGUGUUGGGGAUGGCCGAUCCCUCCACACCCUCCACUGGCGACAGCAGUGGCACGCGGGGGGAAGGGUAAAGAGGUCGAAGGGUAAGUGGAUGGCGUGGCGGAGGAAGUCCAGCUGGGCCUCCUUGUUGUCCCACACCUUGCCGACGACCACAUCCAGGGGGAACAGGGCGCCCAUUGCCGCCCUCUGGUGGGCGGCCAUGAUCAGCUUGAACGCCUUCUCGUCAGGCAGAGACAGCACGGGUGUGUCGAGAUACACCCACACGGACAGGCCCGGCCCGCUGCUGUUGGUCGCGACCUAAGGGCUGGUCGUGUCAGUUGCUCACCCGCAGCUGGCGAUGAUGUCGGCGCCCCAGUUGAGGUCCGGGAAGGCGGACAUGAAGCUGUCGAUGAAGACAUCGAUGUCCCAGCAGCUCCCGCUCUCGGCGUCGUUGGUUGCGGCCAUCAUGGCGAUCAUCUCGGCCACCUCACGCUCGCCCAUGUCGGUGGGGGGUGGGGGUGACACACAGCUCCGGAUGCUCAACUCGUCCUCCUGGAGAGCGAGGCCACGCGGGCGGCUGUACACGUCCAGGGGAUUGACAUGACGGCCUGCAGCCAGCCAGCCAGCCAGCCAGCCAGCCAGCAACACACAACACCCACAUGAAUAUCAAACGGCCCCUCCCUCGCCCUCUCUCUCUGGUCCAUCCACGUGCUGUGUGUGUGUGUUGCUGUGUGUCCGGACCUACUUGAUCCUUCUUUGCCCAAAGCGCCGCCCUUGUAUCCCAUCUUGAGCAGCAUCUGGAAUCCCUGGCCGCACGUUUGCUGCACCUUCUCGACGACCCAAGGCAGCGACUGGAUGAACUUGUGGCACCGCUCCUGCCAGCUGCAAACCGGGUAUUUCUCCUCCCUGAGAAGCGGCCAGGGCUUGGGGGCGGCAGCCUGCAUACACACACAUCAGAUCCGUCCACACCAAUUGGUCCACACAGACACAGACAGAGACAGAUAACAGAUGCACAGCUUGUGUGUCUGUGUGUCUGUCAGUGGCUAUGUAUGGAUCCAGUCGUGUGCGUGACCGACCUUCUCGACGAGCAUAGGCGCCUUCUCCUCACGAGUGUGGGGCUCCUGCGGCGGCUCAAUGGAGCCGGCGGCCCUCGGCUGGGACUCGAGCACAAACUGCAAACAUACCCACAAGGCGGGCAGAUGCGCGAGAGGUCGUUCCGUUCAGUCAAGAAGUUAGUUACCUUAAUGGGGGGCAUUCGGUCGCCUUGUCGGCCACCAGUGAGUCCCAUCUCCACACGACCCAGGGCACGGUUGCUGCCAUGGCCACGCACCUCCUCGGCCAGCUGCGGCGGCCCCCUGAUGAGGCCCAUUUAGUCAUGCCGUUUGCCGCCGGUGGGUCGUAUCUCCAUGUCGCCCGAAGCGCCAUUGCUGCCACGGCCCUGCGCCUCCUCGGUCAGCUGCUGGGGUGGUUGCUGGGGAACCUCGGG
Messenger RNA from Vitrella brassicaformis, 1859 nucleotides. NCBI's taxonomy places the organism in Eukaryota, Vitrellaceae. The record is from the annotation of a GenBank genome assembly.